Messenger RNA from Pogona vitticeps (central bearded dragon), 2391 nucleotides. RefSeq names its product glioma pathogenesis-related protein 1. NCBI's taxonomy places the organism in Eukaryota, Metazoa, Chordata, Lepidosauria, Squamata, Agamidae. Gene Ontology annotation, cellular component: extracellular region. The record is from RefSeq and is a predicted model, not a curated record.
AAACAGACUUUCCUUGUAAAGACAACCUUGACUAUAAUGCUGCCUAAGAGGUUUGUGCAGUAAGAGGAGCUUCUUGCAAUACAUAGUGAGAAAAUGGUAUUCAGAAAAAUAAUGACAUUCAGGUUUUUAUGUGGAGUAUGGAUAUUGCUGGAUCUCUUUAUUGCCUCUUAUACAUAUGAUCAUACUUUGUUGCCUGAUAUAGAAGAUGAAAAGUUUAUAAAGGACUGUGUGAACCACCACAAUUAUUUUCGAUCCAGUGUGAACCCUUCAUCCAGCAACAUGCUUCAGAUGACCUGGGACCCUGCAUUGGCAAAGACAGCCAGAGCAUGGGCAAAGAAGUGCCACUUUGGCCAUAAUGUUUAUCUCAAAAUUCCUAGGAAGGUUCACCCUUAUUUCACCCCAGUUGGAGAAAAUAUUUGGACUGGCUCAGCCUCUCACUUCUCUGUAGAAGAAGCCCUCCGUAUGUGGUAUGAUGAAGUGCAUGCCUACAGUUUUGAGAGCCAAACAUGUGCUAAAGUUUGUGGCCAUUAUACUCAGGUUGUUUGGGCAACAAGCUACAAAGUUGGGUGUGCAGUCCAGUUUUGCCCACGUGUUUCAGGCUAUGAAGAACUCUCCAAUGGAGCACAUUUUAUCUGCAACUACGGACCAGCAGGGAAUUUUCCAACGAAACCUUAUAGAACAGGAAGACCAUGCAGUGGAUGUAAUGGUGAAAAAUGUGUACGUGAUCUUUGUGCAAAUCCAGAACGGGACCAAUUGAUGAGUUACUCCAACUGGUCCCCAGACUGGGAUGAAACAGAGUCCUCACCGAAAGCUCCUUCGUAUCCUGGUCCAUACUCAACAUGUGAUUCAUACUGUAUUGCUGUUUUAAUUUUAAGAUUAUUGUUUGUAUCACUUACUGCUGGCACAGUAGCUGUUUUAUUUAGGAAGUAUCCUCAAAUGUUUAUGUAUGAAUAAGCUCUCUAACCUAGAACUUUAGGAGUGUAAGCUUUGUGGACACAUCUAGCUUUCAGGGUUCCACCUAAAAUAGCAAUAUAAUUAUAAUUGCUAUAUAAUUGUUAAUAUAAUAGCAAUAUCUUCCAACAUGAGAGAGUAGAAUUUUUUGUGUAAUAUUUCAAAUACCAUGAUCAACACUGUUCCAUGUUGCAGAAAUAGUUACAUCACAGGAAGUUAGUCAGAAACUCGUCCUUGGCUGUAAUCAUGUGAUUCUUUUGAGCAUUGGCCCUUUACACUUUGAAAUCACAUUUAGAAGUUUAUAUCAUAUUCUGUGGUUUCAGUAUCCCACAGUGGCUAUUGACUUGCUUCUUUCUGCCCCUCAUUUUUUGCCCACAAGCUGUGCAUUUUGAAUACUGAUAUCAAGCUAUAAUGUUUUAUCUCAGUUUUAUGCAUUUCUUCCCCACCAUAAAGGAUCAUUGGACUAAGUAGGCGUGGGAUUUUUGGAAUACAGGGACUACAGACCUACAAGCCUGCAGGAAUUUCCCAAACCGGAUGAUGCUGCCAUCAGUGUUAGAAAGGGCACUUUAUUUUGACAGACAUCUAGUAAAGCAGUCAGUCAUAGCAGUUUUGUAUAUUUUUUUUUGUAAUACAGUUUUGCAAUACAGACCUUUUUUUGAAAAAUUUAAAUCUGCCCUCACAUCUGUUGCUGUUAAUUACUCUUAAAUACUCUCAACCAAAUUGACUGUACUAGCUUAAAAUUAUGCCUCCUGCUUUAACUAACGUUUCAAGCCUUUGGAGGGUUCAUUCUCUUUUAUCAUAUGCUAAAGAACAGAGUGUUCUUUAGCGUAAGAUAAUAGAGUGAAAAUUGGUGGAAGAAAUAUCAGUUUAAGGUAUGCAGAUAAUACCGUUUUACUGGUAGAAAGCAGCAGUGAUUUGAAAUGAAAGAAUAAAAUUCCAAAACAAGACUGCAGUUGGACUUUGAGAGGACAAAAGUCUUGACUACAGAAGAACAACACAUAUUCAAUGUUGACAAUGAAGAAAUUGAAAUAGUGAAAGAUUUUGUAUACUUAGGUUCAAUCAUCAAUCCAAAUGGAUAGUGUAGUCAAGAGAUAAGAGAUCAGAAGAAGACUGAGACGGCCAAUGAUGAAGGAAUUAGAAAUGAUCAUCAAGUGAAAUGAUCAGCAAGUCUCUGGAGACCAAGACCAGGAUAAUCCACAUUGUUUUAUUCCUAAUCUUUAAGUACAAGUGUGAAAGCUGGACAGUAAAGAAAGCUGGCAGGGAAACAAAUUGAUUUGUUUGAAAUAUGGUGCUAGAGAAUUGCUUUGCAGGAAAGACAAACAAGUAGGUCCUACAUAGAACAAAUCAAAACUGAACUGUUAGAGCUCUGUGGUUUAGAUAUCUGGCUGCAUAGCCAGAGGCUGGGAGUUCAAUUCUGCAUUGUGCUUUCCUGACAGAGGC